Aspergillus aculeatus ATCC 16872 is the source of this 488-nucleotide messenger RNA. RefSeq lists its product as uncharacterized. The record is from RefSeq and is a predicted model, not a curated record. Bases 182 to 400 code for a protein of 72 amino acids. The transcript has 2 exons. Lineage: Eukaryota; Fungi; Ascomycota; Eurotiomycetes; Eurotiales; Aspergillaceae. Gene Ontology annotation, molecular function: NADP binding; oxidoreductase activity, acting on the CH-OH group of donors, NAD or NADP as acceptor.
GCCAAUAUCUCCGCCUUCCCCGACAUCGGGUCCGGCCGGUUAUCGUCUGUCGCCCGAGAUACGUAGGUACUACAAUAGUCACAGACCAUAAGAUAAAAUCCAACCACCACUCACCAUCAUUUCCACUCUAAGCGAGUGACUCCCUACUAUAAAGGUCUCAGUAUACCUAUAAUCAAACACAAUGCCACAAAUCGGUUGGUAUGGCCUCGGCUCCAUGGGCCUGGCCAUGGCCAGCAACCUCCAAAAGCACCUUGCCAGCAAACGAGCCCUGAAUCUGCUCUAUUCGAACCGGACAAUGACUCGCGGAGACCCUCUCAAGGCACUGGGCGGGACCCCGGAGUCGAGUUUCACCAAGCUCGUCGCCCAAUGUGGCAUCAUAUUCACCAUGGUAUGUCUAUAAACCAUUACUGGAAUCCCCAUUACAGCGACGGGGCGUCUUGCCAAAAACCAAAACGAUUCGAUCAAAAACCCAGCCAACUAACUCUGCG